ACGCCGGAGGGACAUCACUCACAGUAGCGGUGAUAGACUCGCCACGUCGAACACUCUGCUCUGCGCAUGUUAAUGUUAUAUAUGCGCCCUUCAAGUCUUCAACCGACGCAUUUAAGGCGGGAAACUUCCCCUGCUUCUAUGCGACUUCGUUUCUCUCUCUCUUCAAACAACUGUUUCCGCCAUUUCUCUCUCCGCACCUCUAUGCACCAUGCCAUGGCUUCGGACUCCUGCUCCUUGAUGUGGUUCCGGAAAGGCCUGCGUAUCCACGACAACCCCGCUCUCCAACACGCAGCUAAUGCCUCCAAAUGCUUCCCGGUCUUUGUGAUUGACCCCCAUUACAUGGAGCCAGACCCGACCGCUUUCUCGCCCGGCUCCACUCGGGCCGGCUUGAACAGGAUCCGUUUCUUGCUAGAGACCCUUGUUGAUCUCGACUCUAGUCUUAAGAGGCUGGGUUCGCGCCUGUUAGUUCUCAGGGGAGACCCCACCCAAGUCUUAAUUCGCUGUUUGAAGGAGUGGAGCAUAAGCAAACUGUGCUUUGAGUAUGACACAGAACCCUAUUACCAAGCAUUAGAUGAUAAAGUAAAGAACUAUGCUUCUGUUGCUGGAAUAGAGACUUUCACUCCUGUGAGUCAUACCCUAUUUAACCCUGCAGACAUUAUACAGAAGAAUGGAGGAACACCACCUCUUACUUACCAAUCAUUUCUUAAACUGGCUGGGAUACCAUCUUGGGCUUCAUCCCCUCUGUCAACAUCGCUGUCUUCGCUUCCCCCGAUUGGGAACUUGGGGAGUCUUCAAGUCUCAGCAGUCCCAACACUUGAAGAACUUGGCUAUGUUGACUGCAGUGAGGAUGAGAGGACACCUUUUAGAGGUGGUGAAUCAGAAGCAUUAAGGAGGUUGAGAGAGUCAAUUGCUAACAAGGAAUGGGUAGCAGAUUUUGAGAAACCCAAGGGCAACCCAUCUGCAUUUUUAAGGCCAGCCACAACUGUUUUAUCUCCCUACUUAAAAUUUGGCUGUCUCUCUUCCAGGUAUUUCUACCAAUGUGUUCAGGAAGUUCUGAGAACUGUUAAAAAGCAUACAUCUCCACCUGUUUCUCUCCUUGGACAGUUGUUGUGGCGGGAUUUCUUCUACACAGUUGCUUUUGGCACUCGUAAUUUUGAUCGAAUGAGGGGCAAUAGAAUCUGCAAGCAGAUACCCUGGAAGGAAAGUGAUGAAUUGCUAGCUGCUUGGAGAGAUUCUAGAACAGGAUUUCCUUGGAUUGAUGCGAUAAUGGUCCAGCUUCGGAAGUGGGGCUGGAUGCACCAUCUGGCUAGGCAUUCUGUUGCAUGCUUUCUGACUCGUGGAGACCUGUUCAUCCAUUGGGAAAAAGGACGUGAUGUAUUUGAGAGGUUACUAAUUGAUUCUGAUUGGGCAAUCAACAAUGGGAACUGGAUGUGGCUGUCCUGCUCUUCAUUUUUCUACCAAUAUCACCGCAUUUAUUCUCCAAUCACAUUUGGGAAGAAGUAUGAUCCUGAUGGGAAUUACAUAAGGCAUUUUCUCCCCGUAUUAAAAGACAUGCCCAAGGAGUAUAUUUAUGAGCCCUGGACUGCUCCACUAUCCAUACAACGGAAAGCAAAAUGCAUCAUUGGAAUAGAUUAUCCAAAGCCAGUUGUUUCGCAUGAUUCAGCUAGCAAAGAAUGCCGUCAGAGACUGGGUGAAGCUUACGAGUUAAACAAGAAGUUAGGUGGCAUGGUGGGGGACGAAGAGUUAAAUGAACUAAAGAGAAGAGUGGAGGAGCAAGAUAAGUCCAUGGAGUAUAAAACAAAGAGGCAAAAGCAAACACUGAUCGGUUAAGGUCCAGAAAAUAUGCAUCAUUCGAUUGAUUUGUUAUUAAGUAGGAGGAUGGCUGAACGUAACUGAGGUGAGCUUAGUAUGCUAGCUUAGGUUGUUGAGUUUCGCAGCACGACUGACUGACUUUAAUCCUCCAUAUAACAAAACUGCACAUUUUAGUUAAGAGCUCAACAUUUUAAGGGAUUUAUAGUUCUUUUGAAUGAAUGCUCAGUUCAGUGUAACAUUAGGAAUGCUAGACACUUGGACAUUAAGAAAUAUGUAUAUUAUGGAUGUUGGGGAUUAUUUCCUGAUUGACUCAAUGAUAUGUCAUGAAACAAAUACUCCAGGAAA
This is a messenger RNA of Ipomoea triloba (trilobed morning glory), 2157 nucleotides long. Its product is annotated as (6-4)DNA photolyase. The coding region runs from base 67 to 1830 and encodes 587 amino acids. Lineage: Eukaryota; Viridiplantae; Streptophyta; Magnoliopsida; Solanales; Convolvulaceae. Gene Ontology annotation, cellular component: cytoplasm; nucleus. Gene Ontology annotation, biological process: entrainment of circadian clock by photoperiod; circadian regulation of gene expression. The transcript has 14 exons. Gene Ontology annotation, molecular function: FAD binding; DNA binding. The record is from RefSeq and is a predicted model, not a curated record.